Molecule: messenger RNA, 528 nt
Organism: Aphanomyces invadans
Lineage: Eukaryota; Oomycota; Saprolegniomycetes; Saprolegniales; Verrucalvaceae
Exons: 1
Coding region: 25-405 (126 amino acids)
Biological process (GO): mRNA processing
Source: RefSeq, a predicted model, not a curated record
GUGUGGUUUGAGCAUUCGAGACGCAUGAGUGUGGUGCGGGCUUUGACGCGCACGCUCGGCGCCCGCGUGAAGACAUCGCCGUUCUCUGUUCACGCUCGAUUCCUGUCUGUGACGCAUGCUGGUGCACCGGUCGAUCUGUCCCACAUGUGGACGGUUGGUUCGUUCCCCGUAGUUGACAUGCCCGUGCCGUCGGUGUUCGACACGACUGGGAUGCUCUCGAGUCUUCCCGACCCGUUCCCCAUGUAUGGGUACCCGACGGUGCCUGAAUUGAUCAUUGACGGUUUGGACUCUGCGGACAACGCGAUGCAUGCCGACUCGGUGCUGCGAAAGCGACGAAAGAAGAUGAACAAGCACAAGCACAAGAAGCGAAAGAAGGCGCUGCGCAAUAGAACCAAGAAAAAUUAGAAGCGCCAUUGACAGAACUAACCCGUCUCAACUCCCUCAACCCCGCGGAUGCUGCAGCAUGGCUGCUGGUUAACUUUUCUAACAGGCGCAACAACGUACAAUAGUCCAUUCGUUGGAUCACCG